Messenger RNA from Clonostachys rhizophaga, 1908 nucleotides. The record is from the annotation of a GenBank genome assembly. NCBI's taxonomy places the organism in Eukaryota, Fungi, Ascomycota, Sordariomycetes, Hypocreales, Bionectriaceae.
AUGGCCUUCCUCCGUUCAUUCUCUCUGCUUCCGGCAUUGAUUGCCGUGACUCGUGCGCAGCAGGCCUGCACAUCGACUACCGAAACCCACCCGCCUCUGACCUGGUCCAAGUGCACUUCCAGCGGAUGCACUGAAGUCCAAGGCUCAGUUGUCGUUGAUGCGAACUGGAGAUGGACCCAUACAGUAGACGGAAGCACCAACUGCUACACCGGAAACAAAUGGGACUCAUCCAUCUGUACCGACGGAGAAACCUGCGCUGAGAAGUGUUGCGUUGAUGGUGCCGAUUAUGCCAACACAUACGGUGUCACUACCAGCGGCAACCAGCUCAGCAUCGACUUUGUUACCAAGGGCGCCUACGCAACCAACAUUGGUAGCCGUCUCUACCUCCUGGAGGAUGAUUCUACCUACCAGAUGUUCACCCUGCUCGGUAACGAGUUCACCUUUGAUGUUGACGUAUCUGCAAUCAGCUGCGGCCUCAACGGUGCUCUGUACUUUGUCUCCAUGGAUGAAGAUGGCGGCUUGGCCAAGUACGAUGGUAAUAAGGCUGGAGCUAAGUACGGUACUGGUUACUGUGAUGCUCAAUGCGCCCGCGAUGUCAAGUUCAUCAACGGAGUUGCAAAUGUAGAGGGUUGGGAACCUUCAGAGAGCGAUUCAAACUCGGGUACCGGAAACCUGGGCACCUGCUGCCCAGAGAUGGAUAUCUGGGAAGCCAACGAUAUCUCUACAGCCUUCACCCCUCACCCCUGCACAACCCUGACCCAGCACUCGUGUGAGGGUGAUGCCUGCGGCGGAACCUACUCUACCACACGUUACGCUGGCACUUGCGACCCAGAUGGAUGUGAUUUCAACUCUUACCGCCAAGGAAACGAGUCGUUCUACGGCCCUGGAUCUGAUUUCCUCGUCGACACAACCAAGAAGAUCACUGUCGUCACUCAAUUCGUUGCCGGCACUAGCGGUGGCCUAUCUGAGAUCAAGCGACUCUACGUUCAGGAUGGCAAGGUGAUUGCAAACUCGGACUCAAAGGUCGAGGGUACCUCUGGCAACUCGGUCACCGAAGAGUUCUGCACGGCUCAGAAGGUGGCAUUCGGAGACGAGGAUGACUUCAAGGCCAAGGGAGGAUACUCCCAGAUGAGCGACGCACUUGCUGCCCCCAUGGUCCUGGUCAUGAGCCUCUGGGAUGAUCACCAUGCCAACAUGCUUUGGCUCGACUCUACCUACCCCGUGGACGCGACUGGCGCUGGCGCAGCCCGAGGAACUUGCUCGACAAGCUCAGGCGUCCCGGCUACCGUGGAGUCUGAAUCACCCGACUCUUCCGUUGUCUUCUCCAACAUCAAGUUCGGCCCUAUUGGCUCUACAUAUGACUCUGGUAACAGCGACUCUGGCGACAGCGCAAGCUCUAGUUCUACUGCUGCCGCCGCACCCACAGCUACUCAGAACACAGCGACCGCGAUCCAGUCCUCUACCGCUGCUGCCGUCCCAACCAGCGCCACCGUCAUCGUGAGCGAGAAGUCCAGUGCCACCUCCGCAGCUUCCAUCGCAACGUCUGCUGCCUCUAGUGCCACCUCGGCUGCUCCUAUCCAGGCCACCACCUCCAUCCAGUCCGAUGCCCAGAGCGCUACAUCUCUCCCAACCACCUCCCUGGCAGUCAGCGAGUCUCAGUGCGGUGCCAGCACCGUCACUGCCACGGUUACCGCUACCGUCACUGUCUCCUCGGGUGCAUCUCCCUCAGCCACUCCCGGGGAUUCUGACGACGACGACGAGUGCGAGGACGACGAAGGUGACGAGACUUCGGCCGCUGCCGCGUACGGCCAAUGUGGCGGAGCCAACUGGACCGGCACCACGAGCUGUGCGUCGGGCUACGUCUGCAAGGUGCAAAACGACUACUACUCCCAGUGCGUUGCUGAGUGA